This is a messenger RNA of Acipenser ruthenus (sterlet), 2168 nucleotides long. Its product is annotated as E3 ubiquitin-protein ligase Hakai-like. The record is from RefSeq and is a predicted model, not a curated record. The transcript has 6 exons. Gene Ontology annotation, biological process: protein ubiquitination; regulation of cell adhesion. Lineage: Eukaryota; Metazoa; Chordata; Actinopteri; Acipenseriformes; Acipenseridae. Bases 285 to 1811 code for a protein of 508 amino acids. Gene Ontology annotation, molecular function: ubiquitin protein ligase activity.
UGUUGUUUUGCGCCGCGGCUGCUCCCGCGCAGUACCUCUUGAGAAGCUGCGCGGCUGUGCAGACUUUUAAGCCCGUGGAUGCGUGACCUGGUGACAUCCUUUCCGGCUGAGUUCACGCAGACGAUGAAUUUGGACAGGUUUUCCGCAGAAUCUGCGCAGAUUUACCAAAGCCUGCGUAUCGUGAACGCUCCCAGUAUAUUUUGUUAAUCCAUGUGAUUGUACUUUCCUGUGAUAGCCCCACCUAAAUCCAUCACUUCCGCUCCCGAAGUGCAGUGCUCCAAAUCAUGGACCAGAAUGACAAUGAUUUGCAAGGUACAGAUGGGUCUGGAUCUUUGGGUGGCCCUGAUGUUCGCAGGCGAAUUCCUUUAAAGCUGAUCUCCAAGCAAGUCAUCAGAAACAAACCCACUGCCCGGCCUCCAAGAAACAUGAACCGAAUACCUUCCAAACCACAGAAUGUGGAUGAAGAAGGUUUUGGUUACAAUGAGGAAGAGCGGUAUGAGUGCAAAGGCGGAGAAAUGUUUGGAGGAAAAAGAAGAUUUCCAAUUCAGAUAUUCUGGGAUUGUAAGAUAAAUUUGAUUGGAGAAAAAGAUGACACACCUGUUCAUUUUUGUGACAAAUGCGGUCUUCCUAUAAAGAUAUAUGGACGCAUGAUUCCAUGUAAACACGUUUUCUGUUAUGAAUGUGCUGUUAUCUACGAGAAGAAGUGUGACAAAAUGUGCCCUGGUUUAUCUCUUUACAGCUGCAAUGACCCAGUCCAGCGUAUUGAGCAGUGCCUGCGAGGAUCUCUCUUCAUGUGCAGCAUCGUGCAGGGCUGCAAACGAACCUACCUGUCUCAGAGGGACCUGCAGGCACACAUCAACCACCGGCACAUGAGAGGAGGGAAGCCAGUGGCAGGACGCCCCCACGGGGAACCCCUGCACCUCCCAGCCUUAGCAGGGCCUCCGCCCUCAGAGCUGAAUGAGCGCUUCCUGCUGCCACCAGACAAGCAUCACCUCCCCCACCUGGGUGGCCCCAAGCCGCAUGUCCUGAUCCCACCACCCCCGAUGCAGCAUGUGAGUCAUGAGCACUACAGCCAGCCUCACGAGGACCUUCGAGGGGCGCAACCUCCUCCCUCUUCCUCGGACAUGGCUGCCCUGGGGCCCCCGCGCUCCGUGGGCCAGGAGACCUUCCGCAUCUCCACCGUCACCACGCGUAAGCACAGCAACCUCAUCACCGUCCCCAUUCAGGAUGACUCUGCAGGUUCUGGUGGCCGUGAGCCCCCACCCCCCGGCCCAGGCCCAGCUCAGCAUCACCACCCCAAUGAGUAUCAGGGCCAGCCGGUUGUGUCACGCCCUCAUCACAUGAUAGCCCAGCAGCAACACUAUGGCCCACCCCCACCUCCUCCUCCGCCCAUCAACCACCCCAUGCAGCACCCACCCCAGGCCUCGGGGACUCCUCACAUGGUCUACAGCCAAGCACCACCACCACCCAUGUCAUCUGCGCCACCACCCAUCACCCCACCCCCAGGACACAUAAUCAACCAGAUGCCUCCAUACAUGAACCACCCCCCACCCGGCCCACCUCCCCAGCAUGGCGGCCCACCUGUCAACGCGCCUCCCCCACGCCAUUACAACCCCAGCUCCAUGCAGCAGUUCUCUGAAGACCAAGGAACUCUAAGCCCUCCAUUCACCCAACCAGGAGGACUGAGUCCAGGCAUAUGGCCUGCUCCCCGGGGACCUCCCCCUCCUAGAAUGCAGGGCCCGCCUCCUCAGGGUCAAAUACCUGGACCACACCACCCAGAUCAGUCAAGAUACCGGCCAUACUACCAGUAAUAUAUGAAUAAAUAGAAGAAUGUAGGUGGUUGUGUGUGGGUGGACAGCUUUUAAUUAUUAUUUUUUAUGUUGUAAGCCUAAAAAAAAAAAAAAAGGUUAAUUAGCUGUUAAGGACUACCAUAACUCUUGAAAGUGUUGUGUCUGACUGCAUGCAUAAUGCUGAAAACAUUUGGUCUCAUUUUGAUAAGUACACUUUUCACCCGACAGAUUGUAUCCCAGACUUCACAUUAUCAAUAUUAGCUCCUAGAAUAUAACAACAUACACUGUACUUGAUUGUCUUACAUAUGGUGUUAAGGAUUAGGUUACAUCUGAAGAUUUUGUUUUGUUAUCCUGUAUUAAUAAAUUUGAAAAUGUGAA